AUGGAAUUGAAGCUAAAGGUGAUAGGGAGAGAAGUAAUCAAACCUGCUUCAUCCUCACCUAAAGAUCACAUUCAACUCUCCAUCCUCGAUCUUUCUUGUCCCGCAAUCUACGUGUCGACCAUCUUUUUCUACAAAGCUCAAGAUCUCGUCACCGUGUCGUCGGAGAAACUAAAAAGCUCUCUUUCCGAGACUCUUUCACGCUUCUAUCCACUCGCUGGACAAAUAGAAGGCGUCUCCAUCAACUGCAACGACGAAGGAGCUGUCUUCACCGAGGCAAGAACCGAUCUUCUUCUCCAAGAUUUCUUGCAAAACCUCAACAUUGACUCUCUAGAAGAACUUCGCCCGACAAUCUCCCCCGGAGAUUCUCCAACUACGUGGCCAUUGUUGAGUGUCAAGGUCACUUUCUUCGGAUCUGGAUCAGGAGUCGCAAUCUCGGUAUGUGUCUCUCACAGGAUCUGCGACGCGUCCUCAUUGUUGACCUUCGUAACAGAUUGGGCCGCCACAACGGCCAAGAAGAAGUCAAAUGUGAGUACUCUUCAGUUUGCCGAGACCAACAUUUAUCCUCCUCCUCCUCCACAUAUGGCUUCACAGUCUCCACCAACGGAUCAGCCCAAUGCUAAUCUCACAAAGAAGAAUGUAAUGAAUCGUUUCGUCUUCGAGUCAUCCAAGAUCGCUGAGCUCAAACGCAAGACUACUAGCGAAAGCGUUUUAGUGCCUACACGUGUGGAAGCUAUCACGUCGCUUAUAUGGAGAUGUGCAAGAAACGCCUCGCGGUCUAACUUGGUAGCUCCAAGGUCAACGCUAAUGUAUCAAGCCGUGGACUUGCGUCUUAGGAUUCCUACUAAUGUUUUGUCAAUGGACGCGAUCGGUAACCUACAAACAGCGUUCUUUCUCAAGAAAGACGCUGAGAGCGAAUUGGAAAUCCGCGAGACCGUGGCUGCAUUUAGGAAGGCUAAAGAAGAGGUCAACGAGGUGAUACAAGAGAAUCUCAAAGGCGAUACGCUUGGUCAAGGGUUGAUGAAUGUGAUGGGAAAAUUUGUGUCCGAGUAUAAACCGGACAUAGACAUAUACACAAUGUCUAGUUGGUGCGGUAAGCCUUUCUACGAGGUUGAUUUCGGUUGGGGAAGUCCGGUUUGGAUGGGAUCUGCAUCGCAUAGUAUCUAUGAUGAUAACAUGGUGUAUGUUGUGUUGAUGGAUUCAAAGGAUGGUGAAGGUGUAGAAGCAUGGAUAAGUUUACCUAAGCAAGACAUGUCCGUGUUUGUUUGUGACCAAGAGUUGCUUACUUAUGCUGUUCUUAACCCUCCGGUCUUGGUCUAA
Messenger RNA from Microthlaspi erraticum, 1317 nucleotides. NCBI's taxonomy places the organism in Eukaryota, Viridiplantae, Streptophyta, Magnoliopsida, Brassicales, Brassicaceae. The record is from the annotation of a GenBank genome assembly.